CCGGAAUACGGUCAGGUUACGGUUAUAAUUCGACGUAGACUGCCCGAAGACACAGACAAGUUCGAUCGAUUAAAGGGUCAGUUGAUGUCGUAAAUCGGUGUACUUGUCAGCUUGUACUCUAGUGACAAUAUAACAUACACAGUUCCAAAGGCCAGACAGGACAUAAUUCCGCGUUUCACAUACCGUCACGCUCUGGUGACUCCACAUGGCCUACUGUACUGAAGACAUUGUGUCAAGGUCUCAAUGGGGAGCGCAGGACCCGACUGGCAAGGAGACUAUGAAAACUCCUGUCAAGAUUGUUUUCAUCCACCAUACUGCAGGUGGACGUACCACAUCCAAAGAAAAAGGCAUGGAAAUCACUCGAGGAAUUCAGGGGUUCCACAAGGAAGAAAGAAAAUGGGCCGACAUAGGCUACAAUUUCCUGGUCAAUGAAGGUGGUCACGUGUUUGAAGGGAGAGGCUGGAGUCUAGUAGGUGCCCACACUAAAGGGAUGGAAUGCUCUUUCUGUUGCGUUCUCUAUCAUGGGGAAACUUUGACGAGUACAAGCCAGAUUCCCCGCGCUGUAAAGGCAGUAUUAGAUAUGAUUCAGCUUGGAAUAGACACCGGCAAAAUUUCCAAGGACUAUAAAGUGUAUGGCCACCGUGAUGUAGGCGCAACAGGCUGUCCAGGAAAAUAUCUUUAUGAUAUUAUCAAAAAAUGGGACAAAUAUUCUACAGAAAAACCAAGCAAAUGAUCUCCACGAAUACCGUAUAACGGAAAAAUUUAGCGGGGCUUUAAUUUCGCGAUAUGGCGUGUCCGCAUCUAGAUCGCCAAAGUUUAACCCACCAAAUUUGUACACCGCCAAUUAAAAUGACGGGUGACGGGUGGUGCAUAUUGUUGGCUGUUGCCUGGCAACUGUAGGCAGAAGAUAUGUAAUCUACAUGUAGGACGAUUUUAUUUCUGUCUAUCUAUCCAAUCGGUCAUGUGUGUAGAAUUUGAUACCUUUCCAUGAUUUACCUGUAUUAUCUAUAUGCAUAUAGACUCACCUGAGUUUUGCCGGGUUCCUUGACGGCAGUUCAAAUUCUGAGUUGGUUUUUUUUUUUUUUUUUGCGAAAACAAUUCACAAUUGAAUACAAUGUUAACACGUUACCUGUACAUAUACGUAUCAUAGAUGACCGGCGAUAUUAUACGGUUGAAUGAACACGCUUCAUUAUGCUAUUCAUUUAGCUUAUAUUUACUUGUACGUACUAUACAGGUACUCAUAAAAACCUUACCUUAGCAAAUCCCCUGAUAUUUGUACAGAAUAGAAUUAUCUACAUGUUUGAAAUAUAUGCUUAACGAAAAAUUAAACCCUACGUUUAGUAGAAACCGCCAUAAUUCAACCCGCCAUAAUUUAUGUUUCAGUUUUUAAUGUCCAAGUCGUCAAAUAUUAUGACUGUGAAAACUUCACGCUAUACGGUAUAGUGUUUUUGUGAUGUCUUUUUGUGACAAAGUCAUAAAUCUGUAAAUAUUUUACCAUCAUAUACACAACAUACCUGUGAAAACUGUUGUAUAAUUGAUAAAUUCUUAAAUUAAUAAAAAAAAAAAAUUAAGAUUACGUCAGAUAGUAAAUUCAGUGUGUUUAGUGUAUCGGUUUAACACUGCUCGUUAUGUACAAUGGUCAGUUAAUUGUGUACGGCUUCAUACUUUUUUAUCCUUCAUACCUGCUGUGUAACAAAAGCAAAAUGCGAAUUUGUAGUUAUUUGUUUUAGUUUUUAUAAGUCACUCCCGUCUUUUGAACAUUUUUGUAACGAAUGUUAUAUUGAUUAUUCUUGAUAUUAUUUUUUGUCAUGUAACUCCCAGAUUGUUUCAUGAUAUUUUACGUUAUUAAAAAAAUAGGUAGUCAUAAAAAGCCAUAGUCUUGUCUUGUGUAAUCGUUGCAUACUAUUAAAGACAGGUAAAUAUAAUGUUUAACAGUAACAUUAAUUCUAAGUUAUCAUUUUGUUGUAUUGAAUUAAAAAUAAGUAAAAGCAUCUACAAGCAGAACAAAAUUUGUCCACAAUAAGUCAGACUCAUUAGAAAUAGUCCACACUGGCUCAGACUCAUUAAAAAAACGUCCGUACUAAUUUAGAUCCAUUUAAAAUAGUCCAUACUGACCUAGAAUAAUUAGGAAAAGACCACACUAACUCUGACGCAUUAGAUAUAGUCCACACUAGCUCAGACUCAUCACAGCAUACCGCGGCGGUAGUCGAAUUUAAAUCAUUAACUCAUUAAGAAUAAUUCCAACUAACUAACUCAGACUCAUUAAAAAUAGUCCCAACCAACUCUGACUAAUUAAAAACAUUCAACACUAUAACUCAGACUCAUCAAAAAUAAUCCACACCAACUCAGACUCAUCAAAAAGUUUAUAUCAAAGUUCUUACAUACAGUUUUAUCUAAUGUUCCGUAAUAGACAAGGUUAAGUUGAAUAAUCCAUACAAAAUAUUAUGCUGCUUUCUGGUCCUGCGGGGCUUCAUCGGUGAUGUUUUGGGCAGUAAGGUUAGUUGGAAUUUCAAACAAAAUUAGCAAAACUAAUAUCAAAAUAGGGAAUAGGAGUUUCAUACCCCAUAAUUUAAUCAAUUUGCUAAAGAACGAAUAUUGCCUGUUUUUGUUAUGAAUACAUGUAUCAUAUUAUAUGCUUGUACAGAACCGGACAAAGAAAAUGAUUUCCCUUGAUCUUAUUAUAACUCUUAAUUACAAAUAAAGCUAUACACCAU
Pecten maximus is the source of this 2714-nucleotide messenger RNA. Its product is annotated as peptidoglycan recognition protein 1-like. The coding region runs from base 206 to 733 and encodes 175 amino acids. The record is from RefSeq and is a predicted model, not a curated record. The transcript is spliced from 4 exons. NCBI's taxonomy places the organism in Eukaryota, Metazoa, Mollusca, Bivalvia, Pectinida, Pectinidae. Gene Ontology annotation, molecular function: N-acetylmuramoyl-L-alanine amidase activity; zinc ion binding. Gene Ontology annotation, biological process: peptidoglycan catabolic process.